GCACCAGUGACGUCUCCGCCCAGCAGUCUGUUGGGUCCCGCCCACAAAGUUUCUCAACCAAGUGACAGCUAAGACAGCGGGGAGGCAGCACGACUGGACCCUCCGCGGAGAGACGGACCACAGAACUGUUUUCCUCCGCGACAAAUCCAGUGUCCAGGUGAGGUCACGUAGCCGCCCACAUGUCAGAGCCGGCCGUGGAGGCGAAGGUGGAGGUCAAGCAGGCGAGCAAAGAGGUGAAGGAGAGCGAGAACGCCGCGGAGAAGUACUCAGCCAUGACGGUGAGCAAGAACAGCGAGAUGAACAUGGGAGAGCUGGCGUCCGUCUUCAGCGCGGUGCCCACUCACAAACCGGUCAAGAAGCAAAUCCAGUUUGUAGAGGAGAAGCAGGAGUUCAGCCGGUUCCCCACAAAGACCGGCCGGCGCUCGCUGUCCCGCUCCAUCUCCCAGUCAUCCACAGACAGCUACAGCUCAGCUGCGUCCUACACGGACAGCUCUGAUGACGAAACUUCACCCCGCGACAAAACCCAGAUCAACUCCAAGGGCAGCAGUGACUUCUGCGUCAAAAACAUCAAGCAGAACGAGUUUGGCCGACGGGAGAUUGAGAUAGCAGAACAAGAUAUGUCAGCUCUGAUUUCACUCAGGAAGAGAGCACAGAGUGAGAAACCGUUGGCAGGUGCCAAGAUUGUGGGCUGCACUCACAUCACCGCGCAGACCGCAGUGCUCAUCGAGACUCUGGUGGCGCUCGGCGCUCAGUGUCGGUGGACAGCCUGCAACAUUUACUCCACCCAGAAUGAAGUGGCUGCUGCUCUGUCAGAAACCGGCGUCGCCGUGUUUGCCUGGAAAGGAGAAUCUGAAGACGACUUCUGGUGGUGCAUUGACCGCUGCGUCAACACGGAGGGUUGGCAGCCCAACAUGAUCCUUGACGAUGGAGGAGACUUGACACACUGGGUGUACAAGAAAUACCCCAACGUCUUCAAGAAGAUCCGAGGCAUCGUGGAGGAGAGUGUUACUGGCGUUCACAGACUGUAUCAGCUCUCUAAAGCUGGAAAACUGUGCGUCCCAGCCAUGAAUGUGAACGACUCUGUGACAAAGCAGAAGUUUGACAACCUGUACUGCUGCCGGGAGUCCAUCCUGGAUGGCCUGAAGAGAACCACAGAUGUCAUGUUUGGAGGGAAGCAGGUGGUUGUCUGUGGGUAUGGUGAGGUUGGAAAAGGCUGCUGCGCUGCUCUGAAAGCUUUGGGAGCUGUCGUCUCUGUGACAGAGAUCGAUCCCAUCUGUGCCCUGCAGGCCUGCAUGGAUGGAUUCAGGGUGGUCAAACUGAACGAGGUCAUUCGGCAGGUUGACGUCAUCAUAACAUGCACUGGGAACAAAAACGUGGUGACCAGAGACCAGCUGGACCGCAUGAAGAACGGGUCCAUCGUCUGCAACAUGGGUCACUCCAACACUGAGAUCGAUGUGGCAAGUCUUCGGACACCCGAACUGACCUGGGAGAGAGUCCGCUCUCAGGUGGAUCACGUCAUCUGGCCUGAUGGCAAAAGAGUAAUUCUCCUGGCGGAGGGCCGCCUCCUGAACCUCAGCUGCUCCACUGUUCCUACUUUUGUUUUGUCCAUCACAGCCACCACUCAGGCUCUGGCCCUGAUAGAGCUGUACAACGCUCCCGAGGGACGAUACAAGCAGGAUGUUUACUUGCUUCCUAAGAAGAUGGAUGAGUACGUCGCCAGCCUGCAUCUGACCACCUUCGACGCCCACCUGACAGAACUCAGUGACGAGCAGGCCAAGUACCUGGGCCUGAAUAAGAACGGCCCGUUCAAGCCCAACUACUACAGGUACUAGGCUGUCAAACGGCCCAGAAGCCCCGAAUGUGGAUCCCUGUCCUCCAGUGAGCGGAGAUGUCUAUAGAUGCUGUUUUCUACGCCUCACUGGGUACAUACGUUGUUUUAGGAGUACUGCAGUGAUUGCAGCAGGCUUGUGUCAGUACAACUUCCCUUUGAUGAAACGUGCCACACAGAGAAAGAAAGCUGGUACUUGUGUUUCUGA
Oryzias melastigma (Indian medaka) is the source of this 2036-nucleotide messenger RNA. RefSeq names its product S-adenosylhomocysteine hydrolase-like protein 1. NCBI's taxonomy places the organism in Eukaryota, Metazoa, Chordata, Actinopteri, Beloniformes, Adrianichthyidae. Gene Ontology annotation, cellular component: cytosol. The transcript is spliced from 18 exons. The record is from RefSeq and is a predicted model, not a curated record. Bases 180 to 1832 code for a protein of 550 amino acids. Gene Ontology annotation, biological process: L-methionine cycle.